AAAAAGAUUCUGCAAAGGAAAAAAAACAGAGAGCUGAGAAAAUGGUGAAAGACAGGAAGAUCGGAGUUGCCAUGGAUUUCUCGAAGAGCAGCGAGGCCGCACUGAAAUGGGCCGUGGACAACCUGGCUGACAAGGGCGACACUUUCUUCAUCGUCCACAUCAAACCCCAUCGUCCUCAUGAAUCUCGCGAUGACCUCUGGUCUCAGUCUGGCCCUCCUUUGAUUCCUUUGUCUGAGUUUCGUGAGCCGGAGGUGAUGAAGAAGUACGAUGUCCAGACUAACAUUGAAGUUCUUGAUCUUCUUGAUACGGCAUCUAGGCAAAAAGAGAUAAACGUGGUUAUAAAGUUGUACCUGGGAGAUGCAAGGGAGAAGCUAAUUGAAUCAAUUGAUGAUCUGAAGUUGGAUUCUUUGGUCAUGGGCAGCAGAGGGCUUAGCACCCUGCAGAGGAUCAUAAUGGGGAGUGUGACGAGCUAUGUAUUGUCGGAUGCAACCUGCCCGGUGACCGUUGUGAAGCAUCCAGAUUUUCACAAGAAGUGAUCAUGGUGUCCAAAGAUGAACAAGAUAGAAGCUUUUUUAUAUCACUAUCUUUUUUGUUUUAAAUGCUUAUCUUACUUACUAGAGAUGCUUAUUUGUGUUUGUGCUGUCUAUCUAAAGCGAAAUGUGCUCCCAUCCUCCCAAAAAAUGAAGUGGUACUGGAAAUGAUGUAGAAUAAAGCUAGGAGUAAACCAAAGUGCUGUACCCUAUUUGUACACCAGAUCAUCACAGACAUUAUGUGGACAUUAUGUGUCUGUGGAUCACAGUCACAUAACAUAAUAUCUGUUUUGUUUGUGUUUGGUGUACCCCUAGCAUGCCCCAAUGAUGUAAAGGGGAUUGAUUGUGUUUGGUUUCCCCUGCCCUAACCAUAGAGAACUCUUCCACUGCAAUGUUUACUUAUGGAUACUUUAGAAAGCUUAUAGACUCUCAGUUUCUUGUAUGCUUGGCAUUAACAUUU
Messenger RNA from Cuscuta campestris, 990 nucleotides. The record is from the annotation of a GenBank genome assembly. Lineage: Eukaryota; Viridiplantae; Streptophyta; Magnoliopsida; Solanales; Convolvulaceae.